CGCAGGCCGGAAAUGGACAGCCAGUACAAGUUCCAUGGGUCAAGUAAAGCUUGACCGAGGUGGAGUACAAGGUCCGCGACCGCUAUGGCAGCUGCUAUUGGUGCAACAGCACCAAGCACAAGACCUCUUUGUGCCAAGAUCAGGGCAAGGAGGAUCUGCGACCCCGCCUCAGCUCGGGAAACUGAACUCCGCGGAAGGUGAGGCGACUCCACCUUCUACUCCGCCAUAUUUGGCCGCCUUGCUAGCGGCCUCCUGCACAUCUGGGGAGAACGCGAAUGUCGCAAGUCCUCGAUACACUUACGAGGACUAUGCUGUCCACUUGGUUCCACCGCUGCACCAACCGCUCCACGUGCAACAAUCCAUCGCAUGCACGGUUUCAUCACCAUCGGCAACCGAUUCGGCACCUUCGCCGCAACCUAUCGCCGGGGAUUCGACGUCAUGGUCAAGACUUGAAGAGCUCGACCCAUUGACGUUCACGAACUUCCAAUGGAUGCCCGUUCCCUCGACCGGACGAUUGUUGAAACCGCAUUGGAAUGUGCUCAUGGCACAACUGCGGGACUACUUGCACACUGCAGUACCAGCUCCGUUGAUGGACGCCGGAGCAGAGGUUGUCGACCUUCACGCUUACAUCGAGAAGAUCGACCGCGAGUUCAAGACGCAACGGUACGACGACAUCGACGCACCAUUGCUAUACGUACGCAUUCAGAUUGGAGAGGCGACCUGCAGUGCCUUAAUCGAUUGCGGAGCAUCUCGCAACUACAUCAGCCAGGACUUCAUGCUGGAUCUCAAGUCAGGGUACCACCAACUCGAGAUUCGCAAGGAGGAUCGCUACAAGACUGCGUUCAAGACACGGUAUGGGCAUUUCGAAUGGCUGGUCAUGUCGUUUGGCCUUACGAAUGCCCCAGCCACUUUCCAAGCGGCUAUGACAACUGAGUUCCGACACAUGCUGGAUCGGUUUGUACUCAUCUACCUCGACGACAUCUUGGUGUAUAGUCGGAGUUUGGACGAGCAUGUGGAGCACCUGCGCACCGUUUUGGAGCGGCUACGACAAGCCAAGUACAAAGCAAACCGCGACAAGUGCGAGUUCGCACAGCAGGAGCUGGAGUACUUGGGACACUAUGUGACGCCGCAAGGCAUCCGUCCGCUCGCGGACAAGAUCGAGGCCCUACGAGUAUGGCCCGAGCCCACCAACACCACGGACGUUCRDUCAUUCAUGGGRYUGGCGGGCUACUAUCAGCGAUUCAUCACCGGAUACUCCAGGAUUGCUGCACCUAUGACGAGGKUACAGUCGCCAAAGGUGCCAUUCGUAUUCGAUGACGACGCACGCCGCUCAUUCCAAGCACUUAAGACGGCUAUGCUCAUGGCACCUGUCCUUAGCAUUUAUGACCCCACCCUGCCGACGCGAGUGACUACAGACGCUUCCGACUAUGGCAUUGGGGCAGUCUUGGAACAGCACGACGGCGACGACUGGCACCCUGUGGAGUAUUUCAKCCACAAAGUGCCUCCCAUCAACUCGCUUGAUGAUGCAAGGAAGAAGGAGCUGCUCGCAUUCGUGAUGGCUCUCAAGCGUUGGCGGCACUUCCUCCUUGGGCGUCGUAGGUUCACAUGGGUCCCAGACAACAAUCCAUUGACCUACUAUAAGACGCAGGACACGGUGACUAGUACGAUCGGACGAUGGAUGUACUUCAUCGACCAAUUUGACUUCACAUCGAAACAUGUCCCCGGCCUCUCCAAUCGCGCAGCAGAUGCACUCUCACGAAGACCUGAAAUUUGCGCUAUGACACAUCAUGCCUUCGCAUUCGACGAGGAGCUUCAGCGACACUUCAUCCGGGCAUAUCAGUUUGAUCCGGACUUCGGCACGCUCUAUGCACAACUAUCUUCGGAUUACCUGCCCGCCAGCCAUUACCGCAUUGCCGACGGGUACUUGCUACUCCACUCGAGAGGCAAGGACUUACUAUGUGUCCCACGCGACCGCCGUCUUCGGACUCGCCUCCUCGGCGAGUAUCGUGAUUCACGACUCGCCGGCCAUUUCGGAGUCAACCGCAUUGUUGCACGGCUUCGACAGCGAUUCCGAUGACCCGACCUCAUUACCGAUGUCACUCGGUAUUGCGACUCUUGCGAAGUUUGCCGACGCAGCAAGCCCCGCAA
Molecule: messenger RNA, 2148 nt
Organism: Chara braunii
Lineage: Eukaryota; Viridiplantae; Streptophyta; Charophyceae; Charales; Characeae
Source: the annotation of a GenBank genome assembly